Capronia epimyces CBS 606.96 is the source of this 543-nucleotide messenger RNA. RefSeq lists its product as uncharacterized. Gene Ontology annotation, biological process: endosome organization. The transcript is spliced from 2 exons. The record is from RefSeq and is a predicted model, not a curated record. Gene Ontology annotation, cellular component: BLOC-1 complex. The coding region runs from base 1 to 543 and encodes 180 amino acids. Lineage: Eukaryota; Fungi; Ascomycota; Eurotiomycetes; Chaetothyriales; Herpotrichiellaceae.
AUGUCCGCGCCUCAGUCAGUCGCCGACUCUGUUUUGGGCCUGACUCAAUCCGAGUUACUUCUCUUCCGACAACAGCAACAGAUCCUGGCCCAGCGAAGCCAUCACGGCGGCGGCAUGCCCGACCGCGGCCGCGGCACCAGCCGACAGUCUCAGCCUAGUUCUCGUGCCGCCAGCGCCGCCAGCAGUCAGGGGGUGACUGGUCGGAUUAUACUAGAUCCGCACAGUCUGCAAAACUUGUAUUUGCACCUGGAUAAUCUGAUGAGGUCCAUCCAGCGCCGCAUUGGAGAACUUGAAGAAGCUACCGAACAAUCCGUGCAAACUCAGAGCAGUCGAGCCACCAGCGCCAUGCAUGAUGCAGACGCCCAGAUCACCAGAAUGCGACGCAUAUUACGGGACAUCGACACCCUCGAGCAGGACUUUGAGAAGAUCAAGAAAAUCAGGGACAAGGUCAAGCAGCUGAGGAAUAACGUCGACCAGGUGAGUGAGCGGCUGGAACGGAGUCGUCCGAGCCCCCACGUGGCUGGAGCCCGCCCGAGGCGAUGA